Molecule: messenger RNA, 2045 nt
Organism: Aspergillus ochraceoroseus IBT 24754
Lineage: Eukaryota; Fungi; Ascomycota; Eurotiomycetes; Eurotiales; Aspergillaceae
Product: Auxin Efflux Carrier superfamily
Exons: 5
Coding region: 147-1880 (577 amino acids)
Biological process (GO): transmembrane transport
Cellular component (GO): membrane; endoplasmic reticulum
Source: RefSeq, a predicted model, not a curated record
UCCUUAUCUCCAGACAACUUCUCUUCUUUUUUCUAUCUCUAUCUUCCUCCUAUUUACCUCUUUUACCUCUUUUACCUCUUUUACCUCCUCUCCAACUCAGCUAUCUUUCUUAGUUCGCUCUAAUCUCAGCGUGAUUCCUCCUGUCGAUGGCCUUUUUUACACCUCCUCGCUCCUUUCAGAAUGCCCAGUCCUUGGUUUCUCGCCGCUUUGUGACCCAGACCCAGGUCGACACCCUGCAAAAUGUCGUCGCUCCGCACUCCAGCCACCCUUCCUUUCCUCACUUGGUCCUACUCGUCUUCGAGGCGGUCCUCGAGGUGAUAUGUGUCAGCUUACCGGGUUAUAUUGCGGCCCGCGUGGGCAUGUUUGACGCUGAAGCACAAAAGCUAGUGGCCAAUCUCAACGUCGCUCUGUUUACCCCCUGUCUAAUCUUCACAAAACUUGGAUCCCAAUUGACCGCAGAGAAACUCACUGAUCUCGCCAUUAUUCCCGUCAUAUUCAUCAUCCAAACCAGUGUUUCCUACCUCUGCGCUUUCGUAGUCUCGCGAUGCUUUCGGUUCAAGAAACGACCAGCCAAUUUUGUUGCGGCAAUGGCAGUAUUCGGGAACUCGAAUUCACUUCCCAUCUCUCUGGUCAUGUCUCUUUCCCAAACCCUAAGUGGUUUGCAUUGGGAUCGAGUACCCAAUGACAACGAUGAUGAGGUUGCCGCGCGUGGUAUCUUGUACCUUCUUAUCUUCCAACAACUGGGUCAACUUGUCCGUUGGAGUUGGGGUUACCGUGUUCUGCUUGCCCCGCAAGAGCGCUUUCUGGAAGAAGCAGCAUCGGAUGAUGCCUCCCGUAUUGCACAGGGUCAGGAACCUUACACCGAUACCCCAGAGCAAGGAGACCCCGACGAGCCCCUAAUCCGAACAAGGAGCUCUUCUAAUAGUUCCACGCCCGCUCAACCCGGUGCACAGGAGGAAUCCGAUGAACUCCACUCAGGAGAUGCGACACCUGUGACCGCCCGUACCUACUCGUAUACUAAAUUGCCCAAUGCAGAUGAUGAAGUCCCAGAUUAUUCCCCAAUCCUUGGUCCCCCGCCGCGGGGGCCAUUUCUGCCCCGUCAAAGCACCGGGAACGAGAUAUUGUGUUUUCCGAACGUGGAAGUAACUCGUCAGGGCGACUCAUCUCCAAAAGGGCUGGUCUCUCGUGCGAACUCCUCCCUGCGUCGCUUCGGGGGCCGUCUCGGUAGCGCCUGGGGAACAGGAGUGAGAGCUCUUUUCAGUCGACUGCCUCCCAGUGUCCAAAGGGGUCUAUCAAUGUGCUCGAAUGGGGCGUGGAGAUUCGUCUGUGGCUUGUGGGAUUUUAUGAAUCCACCUCUUUGGGCGAUGUUGGUUGCGAUUGUGGUAGCGUCGGUCCCGGCUCUGCAGCGACUGUUCUUCGAUGAGGGCACCUUUGUGAGUAACUCGGUUACUCGAGCGAUUAGUCAAAACGGUCAGGUCGCGGUUCCUCUGAUUCUUGUGGUGCUCGGAGCCAACCUGGAGCGCAACACGCUCCCGAAGCAGGCAGUUGAGGAUAUCGAGCAUCCAGGAGAGGAGAAAAAACUGAUCAUUGCCUCCUUGAUCGCCCGAAUGCUGCUGCCAACCUUGAUCAUGGCCCCAAUCCUUGCCCUGCUGGCGAAGUAUGUCCCAGUGAGCAUUCUGGAUGAUCCGAUUUUCAUCAUCGUCUGCUUCCUCCUGACUGGGGCCCCGUCCGCCCUGCAAUUGGCACAGAUCUGCCAGAUCAACAACGUCUACGUGGGGGCGAUGUCGAAGCUCCUGUUCCAGAGCUAUGUUGUCUGGAUUCUCCCGUCUACGUUGAUUCUGGUGAUGUGCGCUUUGGAAGUCGUCGAAUGGACCUCCUAAAUACGGUCAAGCAUGGCGUUUCUGUUCCUUUCCUUUCCUAUUAUUAUAUUACGGGCGGACCGGCGUUGAGAGGAGAUGAUUGCCUGGAUGGUGGUCACGCGAAGGUUAUUUGGAGUACCCUACGAAUAAUGAAUAGUUAGCGCGCAAACUGAUGCAUAAUCUCUC